Phytophthora sojae is the source of this 264-nucleotide messenger RNA. RefSeq lists its product as hypothetical. The annotation marks the transcript as partial. Lineage: Eukaryota; Oomycota; Peronosporomycetes; Peronosporales; Peronosporaceae. The record is from RefSeq and is a predicted model, not a curated record. The transcript is spliced from 2 exons.
UGCCUCCAGCGAGAUGGUCUGAGAACAUCCCAAUACUCCGUCGAUGCCCCGGUGAAACGACUUGUGGACAAACCAGCAAAUGGCGAGGAGUCCCAGCGGACCUAUGCUGGCAAGAUAACCCCCCCUCCCUUCACUCGUGAAGGAAAGUGGUUCUGGGAGAUCGCGUACGAGGAUCAAGAUGCAUUGGCUGUCCUGGAAGUUGAAGCUCUUGCAAGGACGAUCAAUUUCUCCUUCCAAAUGGGGCACAACAUUGUUCCCAACUAA